Molecule: messenger RNA, 3549 nt
Organism: Lolium perenne
Lineage: Eukaryota; Viridiplantae; Streptophyta; Magnoliopsida; Poales; Poaceae
Source: RefSeq, a predicted model, not a curated record
GGCCGCGCUGCCCUAUGGUGUGGCCCCUCCGUGGCCCCUCUUCGUCUCUCCUUCGGACUUCUGGAAGCUUCGUGAGAAAAUAGGCCCCUGGGCUUUGAUUUCGUCCAAUUCCGAGAAUAUUUCCUUACUAGGAUUUCUGAAACCAAAAACAGCAGAAAACAGCAACUGGCACUUCGGCAUCUUGUUAAUAGGUUAGUUCCAGAAAAUGCACGAAUAUGACAUAAAGUGUGCAUAAAACAUGUAGAUAACAUCAAUAAUGUGGCAUGGAACAUAAGAAAUUAUCGAUACGUCGGAGACGUAUCAAGAGCACAAAGAAGUUCUACGAGGCUAUGUUUGCCGCGCAGAAACCCCUUCAUCCACAUACAGAGGUAACCCAGUUGGAUGCCGUGGCUCGCCUAAUGUCCUUCAAGUGCCAGAGUAACUUAUCUAGAGAUCGGUUCGAUGAUCUUCUGGUAAUCAUUGGCAGCAUCCUGCCGACAGGGCACCUCUUGACAAAGAGCUUUUAUGAGUCGACGAAAAUCCUGCGUUCACUAAAGAUGACAUAUAAGAAGAUAGACGCUUGUCCAAAGGGAUGCAUGCUAUUUAGAAAUGAACAUGCUGAAGGAAACUAUUGCAUCCAUUGCAAGUCCUCUAGGUACUUCGAGGUUGACACCGGUGAUGGACAGAAGAGGCAGACAGGGAUUCCCCAAAAGAUUCUACGUUAUCUUCCAUUCUUGCCGAGGCUCCAACGGCUUUUCAUGACGGAGGAAUCUGCCCAACAGAUGCGGUGGCCCGUUGAGGGGAACCGGUACACAGACAAGAUGAUACAUCCGUCGGAUGGUCAAGCAUGGCAGAACUUCGCGAAGAAAUAUCCAAAGAAAGCGGGCGACUCGAGGAGCGUAGCAGUUGCGAUAUCAACCGAUGGGUUCAAUCCAUAUGGUAUGUCAGCUGCAACGUACAGUUGUUGGCCUGUGUUUGUUAUUCCCCUCAACCUCCCUCCUGGCGUCGUCAUGAGAUCCGAGAACAUGUUUGUGUCGAUGAUUAUACCAGGGCCAAAAUACCCAGGGAAGAACAUGAAUGUGUACCUGGAGCCGCUAGUGGAUGACUUGCUUGUCGGGUGGAACGACCGUGGGGUGCGAACUUACGACGCCACAACAAAGCAACACUUCGAUAUGUAUGUCUGGUACCACACAUCACUGCAUGACCUACCAGCACGUGCGUUGUUCUGCGGCUCGUGUACACAUGGGAAGUGGCCGUGCCCGCUGUGUAGGCAGGCUAUGACUUUCUUCUGGCUGAAGAAUGGAGGCAAGUAUUCCUGCUUUGAUGAACACCGAAAGUACCUUGAAGCGAAGCAUAAAUAUAGGAGUGACAAAAAGAACUUCAAGAAAGGCGUUGCUGUCCAUACUCCACAUCCACAUCUGCCAACCGGCAAGGAUACUAAGUCUGAGUUAGAGGCUCUCGUGCCGAACCCCGAUGGUAAUGGUUUCGUGGGAUACGGGGAGACACACCAGUGGACCCACAUUCCAUGCUUAUGGAAGCUUCCUUACUUUGAAGACCUAGAGCUUCCACAUAACAUUGAUGUAAUGCACACCGAAAAGAAUAUUGGCGAGGCCCUUUGGAGCACAAUCAUGGACACCGAGAAGACGAAGGAUAAUGUUAAGGCUAGGCUAGAUCAGGAAAUAUGGUGCGAUAGGCCAAAUUUGAACAUGCGGCCUCCCGGACUCAAAGGCGGGUGGACUAGGCGAAAGGCCCCGUUCUGCCCUACAAGGAAAGAAAGGAAGGAAAUAUUCCAGUGGAUCGUCCAAUGCUUGUUCUUCCCUGAUGGGUAUGCAGCUAACUGGAUGAGGGGAGCAAACUUGGAGACGUUGCGAGUGCAUGGGCUCAAGAGUCAUGAUUAUCACGUGUGGCUUCAGCGGAUAAUGCCGAUCAUGAUUCGAGGCUAUGUCGAUGAGGAGACUUGGCUAGUGCUGUCGGAGUUGAGCUUUUUCUUCCGCCAGCUUUGUGCUAAGGAGUUAGAUAAAAAAGUGGUUGAGAAGCUAGACAAACAGGCACCCGAGUUGCUUUGUAAGCUAGAGAUGCUCCUUCCGCCAGGGUUCUUUAAUCCGAUGCAACAUCUGAUUUUGCAUCUCCCGCAGGAGGCUUUACUUGGGGCCAAUGUGCAGACCCGUUGGCAGUAUGGCCCUGAGAGAGAAACAAAGAAGCUUCGUGAGGACUGUGGCAAUAAAUGCAAGAUCGAGGCAUCCAUAGCCGAGGCAGCCCUUAACAAGGAGGUUUCAAACUUCACGACAAAGUACUACGAUGAAAACAUUCGCACUCGACACAAUCCAAUCCUUCGUUACAAUGCCGCCAACCCUGAAGAUGUACCCAAGCUUGGCAUAUUCAUAGGGUUAGGUGGCAAAUCAAGCGGCACGAAGAGGCUCAAGAUAACGGAUCCCAAGUGGGGUUUAAUCCACUCUUAUGUCUUGAAAAGCAUGAAAGAAGUGAAGCCGUACAUCGAACGAUUCAAUAAAAAAUAUUGGAAGCUAAGCAGGAGUCGUACGGCCCAAGAUGACCAGGAUCUCUUUGAAAAUGGUGGUGGAUACGGUUUCAUUAACUGGUUCUCGAAUUUGGCACAAAAUGACAUUGAAAUGAAUCCGGACUUGAGAAAAAUUGCCAAGGGCUUUAGCUCACCUGUCAAUGCAUUCGAUGCUUAUGAUGUGAAUGGGUAUCGCUUCCAUACCCAUCAGUACACACAACGCCGGGCCAACCGGAAGACAAUAAAUAGUGGGGUUGUGCGUGAAGGCUCAGAUAAGCUCCAGUACUAUGGUAGAGUCGAGGGGAUAUACGAGCUGCCUUAUGGUUUCGGCAAAGGCCUAGAUCCCGUUGUAUUCAAGUGUCACUGGUUUGACCCGCAUCGGGUGAGACGGAAACCUGAAAUUGGCUUGGUCGAAGUUGAGCGAAGCUCCGUUUACACGGGAGAUGAUGUAUAUAUUUUAGCUACCCAGGCCUUUCAAGUAUUCUACCUCCCGUACCCGUGCAAGAACCCGAAGAAACGUCUGCAGGGCUGGGAUGUCGUGAUCACGGUCCCGACACACAACAGGCCGCCUAAGCCAGACAAUGAAGAUUACCGUCGCCUUGACCCCUCGACAUAUGAAGGCGAGUUUUUCCAAGAAGAAGGCCUCCCAGGGCAUUUCACUAUCAACUUGCCGACUGAUGAUGACAUGGUCGUAGAGGAGGAGGAUAAUUUAGUCGAGGAUGUUGAGGAGGAAGAGGAUGUAGUCGAGGAGGUUCAGAGCGCACAAGACUUGACUUUGCUUGCCAGGUUCCAACAAGGCCUAGACAUCGCUGAGUCAACGGAGCCGCCUCCAGGUUACAUCCCUGAUUAUUGGGGGGAGCGUGAUAGCGAUGACGAAGCUUGUGGCCCAUUGGUUGUUCGCGAUGAUCAAGAAACGGGCUUCUGAAAUUCAUAGUCUUCCUCUAUGUAAUAGUGAUUUGUAAAAGUAGCCUAUUCUAAGAACUCUAUGUAUUUUAAUUAUUGCCAUUGUAAGAACUCUAUGUAUUUUAAUUUAUUUGCUUUGCUAAUUUCUUCUU